AUGGUAGGGGCUUCCCAUGGGUUUGCGCUGGUAGCACCAGCCUCGAGGGGGCUAGGCCUCGCAUUCGCCCAGAAAUUGCUCACGAAAACUGAGCUCCCAGUCGUCGCAACAGCGCGCAAUGAUUGUGCUGAGGUUCGAGGCCGAAUUCUUAACGGCAACAAUAUGCCUUCCAAUGCGGAAAGGAGACUCCGCUUACUGAAAGUGGACGUGAAAGGUACUUGGGAUAACAUUUCGUUAUUGCAGCCCUUGAGGGAAAGCGGCUUACAAUUGAUGGCUACAGAUGAGUCCACGAUUUCGUCAAUGGCAGACAUAAUCCGGAGAGAUUAUCCAGACACACCGCUUCGUCUAGCAUUGACGGUCCCGGGAAUCCUCCACAUUGAAAAAUCGCCAUCACAAAUCGAUGCAGCAAGCGCAUUAGAGAGCUUUCAGGUUAAUGCCCUGGGCCCACUCUUGCUUAUGAAACACCUGUCUCAAUUUCUUCCAGCCAAGUCUGCACCUGAAUUCCAAAGGACAAGCAAAACAGAAGCAGACGGAGAAAGUCAACUCGAGCUACCAUCCCAUGCAGUGUAUGCGAUGAUGGCUGCACGGGUGGGUUCAGUCUCUGACAAUUCUUCCGGUGGUUGGUACUCUUAUCGUGCGAGCAAGGCCUCUGUAUUUCAACUGGCAAAGACCUUUGACUUGUACCUGCGAUCAAAGUCUGGAAAGAGGGCUUUAGCUGUUGCUCUACACCCCGGGACUGUUCGUACAGAUUUUACACAGGACUUUUGGAAGGGCAGAGAAAUGUUAGACCCGUUGGAUUCCGCGGAGCGGCUUUUGGAAUUCAUAAUCGGAAUGUCGCCAGAUGUUGAAGGAGGGAGAGGCAAGUGUUGGGAUUGGAAGGGAGAAGAAGUAUAUCCAUGA
This is a messenger RNA of Penicillium manginii, 900 nucleotides long. RefSeq lists its product as uncharacterized. Bases 1 to 900 code for a protein of 299 amino acids. The record is from RefSeq and is a predicted model, not a curated record. The transcript has a single exon. Lineage: Eukaryota; Fungi; Ascomycota; Eurotiomycetes; Eurotiales; Aspergillaceae.